CACCUGUAAUUCCAGCUGCUCAGGAUACUGAGGCAGAAGAAUUGCUUGAACCCAGGAGGCAGAAGUUGCAGUGAGCCAAGAUUGCGUAGCUGCACUCCAGCCUAGGUGACAGAAUGAGACCCUGUCUCAAACAGACAAACAAAAUAACACAAAAUGGUGUAUCUAUAUAAUGGAAUAUUCUUUGGCAAUAAAAAAGAGUGAAGUAUUGAUACAUGCUACAACAUGGAUGGACCUCCAAGCAUUAGGCUCAGUGAAAGAAGCCAGUCACAAAAGACCAGAUAUUGUAUGAUACAUAAAAGGCCCAGAAUAGGCAAAUCUGUAGAAAAGAAAACACAUUUAAUCAAACCAGGCACCAAAAUGCUAACACUCCUUCCUGGAGAAAGAAAGGCUAAUAUUUAUUUUACUCAAAGAAGAGCUCCAUCUACAGGCAUUCACCAGAGAAGCAUUGCUUCCUUCUUCACCUUGCAGCCAGGAAAGACAAAUGGCAGUGACCAGAAGAGUGUUUCAUCUCAUACAGAAAGUCAGAUCAACAAAGAGUCCAAGAAAAAUGCGACCCAGCUAGACCAUUUGAUCCCAGGCUUAGCACACGAUUGCAUGGCAUCCCCUUUAGCCACUUCAACCACUGCAGACAUCCAGGAAGCUGGACUCUCUCCUCAGUCCCUCCAGACUUCUGGCCACCACAGAAUGAAAACCCCAUUUUCAACUGAGCUAUCUUUGCUCCAGCCUGAUACUCUAGACUGUGCCGGAGAUAGUAAUACCCCACUGGCUUUUUCCUUCACCGAGGACUUGGAAAGUUCUUGUUUGCUAGACCGAAAGGAAGAAAAAGGGGAUUCUGCCAGGAAAUGGGAAUGGCUUCAUGAGUCUAAGAAGAACUAUCAGAGUAUGGGGAAACACACCAAACUACCUGGGGGCAAAUGCUGUCAGCCCUUAGGCAAGACUAAAUUGGAAAGAAAGGUGUCUGCCAAAGAAAACAGGCAGGCCCCUGUCCUCCCUCAAACAUACAGGGAAUCCUGGAAUGGAGAAAACAUAGAAUCAGUGAAACAAAGCCGUAGUCCAGUUUCUGUGUUUUCCUGGGACAAUGAAAAGAAUGACAAGGACUCCUGGAGUCAACUUUUCACUGAAGAUUCUCAAGGCCAGCGGGUCAUUGCCCACAACACUAGAGCUCCUUUUCAAGAUGUAACCAAUAACUGGAAUUGGGACUUUGGGCCGUUUCCUAACAGUCCUUGGGCUCAGUGCCAGGAGGAUGGGCCAACUCAAAAUCUGAAGCCUGAUUUGCUCUUUACCCAGGACUCUGAAGGUAAUCAAGUUAUCAGGCACCAAUUCUAAAUGUUUGAAGCUUUGUUUCUAAAAGUACCUUGAAAUGAUAGAGAUGUAGGAAAAUAUAGUUGUGGGUGGAGAGAGGAGUGAGUUUGUUUAGGUGGGAAGGUGGCAUGGGAUGAAGUUGUCAUUACUGAGCAUCUUCUCUGUGUAAAUAAAGGGCAGUACCAUUGUUAA
Molecule: messenger RNA, 1494 nt
Organism: Gorilla gorilla gorilla (western lowland gorilla)
Lineage: Eukaryota; Metazoa; Chordata; Mammalia; Primates; Hominidae
Gene: AUNIP
Product: aurora kinase A and ninein interacting protein
Exons: 3
Coding region: 223-1326 (367 amino acids)
Biological process (GO): spindle organization
Cellular component (GO): centrosome; spindle pole
Source: RefSeq, a predicted model, not a curated record